This is a messenger RNA of Lycium ferocissimum, 1070 nucleotides long. RefSeq lists its product as uncharacterized. The coding region runs from base 83 to 841 and encodes 252 amino acids. The record is from RefSeq and is a predicted model, not a curated record. The transcript has 3 exons. Gene Ontology annotation, cellular component: mitochondrial matrix. Lineage: Eukaryota; Viridiplantae; Streptophyta; Magnoliopsida; Solanales; Solanaceae.
CUAUUAAUAACAGAUGCACCCAAAAACCCUAAACCCAAAGCCUCCCUUUCUCCUUAAACCCUAAAAAUCUCUCUCUCAAAAAAUGGCUGUGACUAACAUAAUCAGAAGGGCAGCUUCUCAGGUUGUACCUUACGCUGUUCGGGUGAUGGGUAGAACUCAGAGCUACCAAUAUCGAUCCUCUGCUUUGCUGUCUACGGUAGUUAACCGUAAUGGUGGUUGUAGAAACUUGUUUAGAAGCUCAACAGUUCAUUGUUAUUCAACAAAGAGGCCAAGUUCUGAUGAAGCGCUCAUUAAAGUUAUUCAAUCUGAAAUUGCAUGUGCUGAGGAACCUGAUGAACAUGAUAACGAGGUUCCUGAGGGUUUCCCGUUCAAGAUUGAAGAUCAUCCGGGACAACAGACUAUAACAUUGACAAGAGAGUAUCAAGGUGAAUCUAUUGAUGUCGAAGUUCACAUGCCUGACCUUGUUACUGGUGAUGAAGCGGAUGACAACGAUGCUGACAAUGACAGCGAAAGGGCCAAUCAGUCCCAAAUUCCUUUGGUCGUUAAGGUGUCUAAGAAGAAUGGACCAUCAUUGGAGUUUGGUCUCACAGCUUUUGCUGAUGAGGUUGUCAUUGAGACUCUGGCAAUCAAAGAUCCUAAUGCUUCCGAGGAUCAGAUUGCUUAUGAAGGACCUGAUUUCGCUGAUUUGGAUGAGAACCUCCAAAAGGCUUUCCACAAGUAUUUGGAGAUUAGGGGGAUCAAACCUAGCACAACUAACUUCUUGCAUGAGUAUAUGAUCAACAAGGAUGGCAGAGAAUACAUCAUGUGGCUUAAGAAUGUCAAGAAAUUUAUUGAGGCAUAGAUUCUGCUUUGUUUAAAGAAUUGUCGCUAAUGUCCUGAUGUUUUAGUAGGGUAGUUUUAGUUUGGCUACAUGUCUGUCAUUGAUCAAUUCGGUUCUUUUGGUUAUUUUUGCUAAAUCUUACUGUCCACAAUUGAUAAAGUUACUGUACAAUGACAUCCAAGUCUUUGGCAAGUUAAAAUGGAAAUGUUGGUGAAUUUUAUACAGCCAUAUCAUUUGAGGGAGUUCUCUA